Lotus japonicus is the source of this 2313-nucleotide messenger RNA. RefSeq names its product ankyrin repeat-containing protein At5g02620-like. Gene Ontology annotation, cellular component: plasma membrane. Bases 531 to 2156 code for a protein of 541 amino acids. Gene Ontology annotation, molecular function: protein phosphatase 1 binding; protein phosphatase regulator activity. The record is from RefSeq and is a predicted model, not a curated record. The transcript is spliced from 4 exons. Lineage: Eukaryota; Viridiplantae; Streptophyta; Magnoliopsida; Fabales; Fabaceae.
AUCAUCACUCCCUUUAUUUAUCAUUCAGUUUUUAUUUAUGGUGUGUAUAAUGAGCAUUGAGCCUAUGCCACUGAUUUAGAUUCACAUAAAGUUGUUUAUCUUGUCUUUUGAUUCUUAAUCAUUAGACUCUUUUGCCUGUGUUAUUCCUUUUCUUCUUGUCCUUUCCUUCAAAAAAAAUCUAUUGACUCUUUGAAAUCACUUUUUGUAAGCACUUCUCCAGAAAAGCUCGUUUUUACAGGGUGUAAGAAGUAAGAUCAAGUUCAUAGCUCCCUAUAAGCUAUACCCUCAAAUCUCAAUGCUUUUCUUGGUUGUAGAAGGAACACUACAACACACAAAAGAGCAAUGAUUAUGGAGGCUUGCUGAAGUAUCAAAAUUUUCUGAUUUUUUUGGAUGAUACUCUCCUAGAUGAUAAUUAUGUGGAUUGAAAGAUGUUAGUUUUGAUCUGGGUUUUUGCUGGAAGGAAGAAAAGAAGGUUCUGAUACACUAAUUAGAGUUGAAAACAAAAGGGGUUCAUUAGGAAGGUGAAUCCAAUGGAUACACAAACUGUGCUGCAGCCACAAGCAAGCCCUCCAAGGAAAAAAAUGGCCAAACAAUUUACAGGGAAAAGGGAUGAUGCACCUUUACACUCUGCAGCAAGGGCAGGAAAUCUGGCAGCUCUGAAGGACACACUCAGUGGUGCUGAAGAAGGGGAAUUGAGAGAGUUGUUGGUAAAGCAGAACCAAGCUGGAGAAACAGCACUUUAUGUUGCUGCUGAAUAUGGACAUGUUGAUAUGGUGAGGGAGUUGAUUAAACAUUAUGAUCUUGCUGAUGCUGGAAUCAAAGCAAGAAAUGGUUUUGAUGCACUCCACAUUGCUGCCAAACAAGGGGAUUUAGAUGUGCUGAGGAUACUAUUGGAGGCUCAUCCUGAAUUGUCAAUGACUGUGGAUCCAUCAAACACCACGGCGUUGCACACGGCUGCAACACAAGGGCAUACUGAGAUAGUGAAGUUUCUUUUGGGAUCAGGAAGUAGCUUGGCAACCAUUGCUAGAAGUAAUGGGAAAACAGCUCUGCACUCGGCUGCGAGGAACGGGCAUUUGGAGGUUGUGAAAUCACUUCUGGAUAAGGAGCCCGUGAUCGCGACACGGACUGAUAAGAAGGGGCAGACGGCGCUUCACAUGGCGGUGAAGGGGCAAAGUCUUGAGGUGGUGGUGGAGCUGAUAAAAGCAGACCCUUCAACAAUAAACAUGGUUGAUAAUAAGGGUAAUGCGGCGUUGCAUAUAGCAACCAGGAAGGCCAGAGCUCAGAUUAUUAAGUUGAUACUUGGACAUUCAGAAACAAACGCCUUGGUUGUUAAUAAGUCUGGUGAAACUGCAUUAGACACUGCUGAGAAAACCGGGAAUUCUGAAAUUAAAGACAUUUUGGUGGAACUUGGUGUUCAAAGUGCCAAAUCUAUAAAGGCAAAGCCAGCAACCGGCACAGCCCGAGAACUGAAACAAACAGUUAGUGACAUAAAGCAUGAAGUCCACUACCAGCUAGAACACACGCGCCAGACGCGAAAAAGCGUGCAAGGCAUCGCGAAACGCCUCAACAAAAUGCACGCUGAAGGGCUAAACAAUGCAAUCACCUCCACGACCGUGGUCGCAGUCCUCAUCGCGACAGUGGCCUUCGCGGCCAUCUUCGUCGUCCCGGGCCAGUUUGUUGAUGAUCCGAAGCAAAUUCCUAAGAAGAUGACGCUCGGUGAAGCGAACAUAGCCCCACAGCCUGCCUUUCUCAUCUUCUUCGUGUUCGAUUCUAUCGCGCUCUUCAUUUCACUGGCCGUGGUGGUGGUUCAGACGUCGAUCGUCAUUAUAGAAAGCAAGGCCAAGAAGCAGAUGAUGGCCAUUAUUAACAAGCUAAUGUGGCUGGCUUGUGUUUCAGUUUCUGUGGCCUUCUUGGCUUUGUCCUUUAUUGUGGUAGGGAAGGAUCAGAGGUGGCUUGCAAUUGGAGUAACAAUUAUAGGGACUACUAUAAUGGCUACAACUUUGGGCACCAUGAGUUAUUGGGUCAUUAGGCACAGAAUUGAGGCCUCAAAUUUGAGGAGCAUUAGGAAAUCUUCAAUGGGAAGCAGGUCAAGGUCUUUUUCAGCAUCUGUUUUAUCAGAUUCUGAGCUACUGAACAAUGUAAUGUACGCGAUAUAGAGUUACUUAUAGCAACAUGUCUAGUUUCACGGUUUGCACAUAAUCUAAGGCACAUUCUAUCAGAAGAUAAGACUUGUAGCUUCUAAUGAGAUUAUGAGAAGUGGUUAUAGAGCAUUUUUACCGUGGAAUCAUAAUAUGAUAUUAGACCUUUUUCUCC